Anastrepha ludens (Mexican fruit fly) is the source of this 2131-nucleotide messenger RNA. It is a transcript of the gene IntS14, whose product is annotated as integrator complex subunit 14. The transcript has 4 exons. NCBI's taxonomy places the organism in Eukaryota, Metazoa, Arthropoda, Insecta, Diptera, Tephritidae. Gene Ontology annotation, biological process: snRNA 3'-end processing. Gene Ontology annotation, cellular component: integrator complex. The coding region runs from base 213 to 2054 and encodes 613 amino acids. The record is from RefSeq and is a predicted model, not a curated record.
UAAAAACAAAAUUUAUAAAUGCACCUUGUGUUUGAUUACCGGUAGAAUACACUUUAGAGUCGAAGUCUAAAUAAUUGUUCAAAUUUCUUUAGAAUCUGAAGUUUAAAUUAUUAAACUCCAAAAUUAUUUUGCUGUAUAAUUAAAGUUGCGCUCGGAUUGUUAACCUGUAGCUUCGUGACAAGUGUCUUCGUAAAAAUUGUCAAGAAGUCAGAAUGCCUACGAUUAUUGCAUUGGAUGUGUCUUUGUCAAUGCAACGGCAGAUUCCGGGGCGCAGCGAAGAAAAUUCACUCACUUAUCACCAGCUGGCGCUGAAAGGAAUCUCACAACUGCUGGAACAUUUGUCGGCUACAUCGAAAUUGGAAUAUGUUUCACUCAUUACCUAUUCAUCGACUUUAGAGGUAAAAGUUGACUUUACUCGGGAUUACGAUGUAAUUCGCCAGGCGGUUAAAAAGGUGGAACCUGGCGACAAACUAUGUCUCAUAAGUAUGUUAAAAAAUGUGGCCAGUAUUUUGUCUACUAACUGGGGCACACAAAACUACUGUCAAGUUGUCGUAUUCACGGACUGUGGUUUGGGUUUUGGCAGCACGGCACUUAAAGAGUUCUUUAAAAGUUACGUGGACAAGGAAAAUGAUGCUGCAUUUGAUUGGAUUACGCAGCUGAAAGCAGUGAAGUUGAAUUUUGUUUGCAUGGGUGUUCAUAAUGAUUAUUACUUCACACGUGCAAUACUUUUAUAUCAGCAGCUUAUUGACUUCACUGGUUUGAAAGGUCAGCUUUACAUGCCGAAAUCUCCAAAAGAUGCAGUUGAAGCGACGGAAAAUGCAAACGAUACAAGCAAAUCCGCAGCUAAUACUAGUGCUGGCACGUCAAUGGCAACCACGACAACUCAUUCAACCCAUAAGAGUGAGUUAGGUCGCACUGCUAUGUUCGAGCUAAUUGAGCGCGUUUGUGAGACUAAUUUUAAACCUUAUGAAGUGAUAUUAAAAGUUGGUGGUUACUUCCGUUUGGAAUGCCCCGUACUAAUUUGGCCCCCACCGGCGCUAUAUAAAACUGAAGGUGGUGUAAAAAACGAGUUAAAGAUAGCUCAGAAAAUCGAAGUAAGCGGUUAUUUGUCGCUUUCUGAGAUUGGUUCUCCGGCUUCUCUAAGUCGUCAUUUAGUCAUUCCAAAAGUAGACCGGGAAAAGCCAACAAGACGUUCGUCUGAGAAAUCCGGUUCAUCAAAAUCUUCAUCAAGCGGAAAUGCAAGCGUUAAUACUAAACCCGUUUUAGAUGUAAACCAGCCAAAUUAUGAGUAUGAAAAACUGGAACAGGAUAUCCGCGAUUUCUACACAAAAGAAGUUAAAGACGGUGAUGAGAGCAGUGAGGAUGCCGAGGCAAAUCUCAGUAAAUCUAAUAGCGGCACAGUAACUAGUGCUGCAGAGAAGGAGUCAAUGUGCGUAUUAUUGCAUGGCGCUAUGAAAGUGGAAAACUUAGCGGCAUUAGUCUUACUAAAUGAUAAUUGGUACGGCUUUUUAUAUUCCUAUGCUGAUAGUAAGAAAAAGUCGAAUUUAAUGCUAAACAUCUUACCGCCGGGAAAUAAUGUUAUUCCUUGGUUGGGUGAUCUGCAACUAUUAGGAUUUGUUGAAGAUCUAAUGCCUGGGGAAACAAGUGCGUUCCCGGUUAAAGCCGAUAAGCGUUCAUAUUCACAAAGUUGUGUGGUGUGGAUUAAACAGGUUAGUCUGCAGUCUGACGUACAAAAAGUGCUGCGCCAUGCUAAGAAAAUGCCAGAAAAGACGCAGCAUUUCUUUAAGGAAUUAAAUCGCAUACGGCGUGCCGCUCUGUCUAUUGGCUUUGUCGAACUACUCGAAGCUAUGGCCACACUUUUUGAAAAGGAAAGCGCACAACUUACGAUGGGUUCAAAUCCAGAAAGCAGCUUACAGCUAAAACAUGCUGCCAUCGAAUUACGAAAACCAUCCAAUCGUGAUCUAAAGGUGUCGAUUGUACCCUUGCAAAAAUUCGGAGCAGCGGGUAGUAACACUGAAAAUGCAACAACGGCAGUAUCUGGUUUUGUGUAUUAAGAAAUAUAUACUUGUAUUUUAAUAUUAGGACAAGAAUAAUUAUGCGUCUAGAAAUAUAUUACGUUUGUACAUACAUA